This is a messenger RNA of Trypanosoma rangeli, 1887 nucleotides long. RefSeq lists its product as uncharacterized. Gene Ontology annotation, cellular component: cilium. Lineage: Eukaryota; Euglenozoa; Kinetoplastea; Trypanosomatida; Trypanosomatidae. Bases 1 to 1887 code for a protein of 628 amino acids. The record is from RefSeq and is a predicted model, not a curated record. Gene Ontology annotation, biological process: outer dynein arm assembly; cilium movement. The transcript has a single exon.
AUGGUGCGUCCGCAGAGUGCAUCUCAAGCAGUGAGAUUGGGCGUGGACGAAACGCGACGGCCGAGGCGUUGUGGCAGUACGGGGGCGCGGCACGCCGUUUUCCAGGAUGUGUCGCAGGAUGAAUGGACGUUUUACUCGCAGCGGCUCAAAGAGGUUGCCGCGCGGCAGGCGACGCUGGAGCGUGAGUACCAACAACGCAGCGUUGUCAACCGCCGUGACAUUCGAAAGAUGCAUGACGAGAACAUCCACCUGCGCGCCAUUCGUGCCGGGACAACAGAUGUGACGGCAGCGGAGUUGGAACAGCUCGAGCUGCAUAAAUUUGUCGAGAGACGCCGCCUCAAUCGCCUGACCUAUCAGCUAGAGAAGUUAGAUAAGUGCAUCAAGGGGGCGGAGGAGUCGCGUCGUUUUGACGGUGUCUCCCGCAGCGCACUGCUGCCAGAGGCUGUUUCUGGCAACCGCAGUGUUGUGCUGCGCAUUCAGAAGUUAGAGAAGCAACUGGACAAGCUGAUGUCUGAGCAGCAGUGUAUCAACAAGAUUGGAGACUUGUACGCCCAGGUGCUAGUGGAGAUGAAGGCGGAGGAGUCUGGGCACGAGUCCCGAGUGACCGUUAUGGAAAACGAGAUUGAGACACGGCAUAAGCAAUACGAGAAACUGGUCGUGAUGUACCAUAACGCGGUCACCGAUCACCAGGUUGCGCAGACGGCGCUGGAGGACUUCAAGAACAAGUUUCAGCGGAUGCGAAAGUUAAAGGAUAAGGCCCUCGGUGAGCGUCGCCAACGCGUGGAGCAGGCGCUGAAGGAAACACAGGAACUUGAGCUUUGGGAGGUCAAGCUUCAGCAGGAGAUUGAGGCUGAACACGAACGCAUUGAAGAUGCAGAGACGGAGCGGCAAAUGCUCUUGAACCGGCAGAAGCGCUCUAUGAAUGUGAUGGAGCGGCUCUCCUCGGUUCAGCCGGACCCGAGCUUGCAGAAGAGUGAACCUAACGGCCUGCUGCAUACCAUCUCCUGGUCACCGGAGGACGAGGAGCGCAUCCGCGCCUACGAGGAAUCUGUCCGAAAGAUGAUGCGUGUCACCGAGUCAUCUACCGUUGAUGAGCUUGUGACAAAGUUUGAGGUUGAGCACACCGCGCGGCUGCAUCUGCAUGAUCAAGUGCGUGACGAAAAGGAUAAGCUGGAGCAGCUCUCUGGGGAGGUGCAGCACCUAAAGGAGCUGGAGGCGAAGGAGAAACUUUGCGGUGUCGGUCAGCCCCUCAUGACGUCGUACCUGCGGGAUGAACUUGCCGCCUGCAUUGAGGAGGCCGCAACGAAGCGGGAUGAGGCGAUGCAGGGGAAUAAGGAGCUGCAAAAUCUCUUUGCUGAGUUCCUUCGGGGUUUGGACGUGCUCGCCGCCGCCAUCGUCAUGUAUCGUCCGGAGGUACAUGUGCCCCCCACUACGGCGGAAAACCACCAGACAAACCUGCGACUUAUUGGGAAGAAAAUACUGUCCCUUGCCGACGAGGCCGUCGGCCGUGGGAAUGAGAUGCUCAACAUGGACCCUACGCUCGUCAUGGUGCCAACUGGCAACACACGUAUUGCGCUGCCACCCUCACGCACGGCGAGUCCCGUGUUGGAUGACGGUUCUAACAUUGUGGCUAGCGGAGGUGUAUCAGAGCUGGGUGUGAGUAGCUACGGCAUUGUGCCCUCCACCAAGCCACUAGAUGUUCUGUCAUCGUACUGCUCCAGCGCCUCGUCUGACGAGGAGGCCGCAAGAAAAAGUGACCGGGGUGUGGCGCUGAAUGACAAUGAAGAGCCCCUUACGCGGGCACAAAUCAAGCGCUUGUCAGCUGUAGUAAUGCGGCGCGAGGCACGACUACGGCAGCACGAGAAACGCAGCCAAGGAGGAGAAUGA